AUGGGAAAGCUCGCGGUACACAUGGCUGAGGACGGCCACUCGUACGAGCUGGACUGUGACCAAUGCACUCCUGUCGAGUCCGUGCAGAAGUACUUGGAAUCACUCUGCCGAAUACCCUUCAACGACCAGCUCCUCUUGUGCGUGGACACGAAACUUGAGCCUCACCGCCAGUUGUCAGCCUACAAACUCCCUGCUGAAGGCCGGGAAGUGUUCCUAUUCAAUAAAUCGAGAAUGCGCAGUAGUGCAUCACCUCCUCCACCCGAGCCAUCCCCUUCAAACAAUCCCCACCCGUUAGAUGAUUCCCCGGACCCCGCCUUAAAGGCCCUGCCCUCAUACGAGAGGCAGUUUAGGUACCAUUUCCAGUGGGGGCACGCAAUUUACAGCCGAACCCAUGCUAAACUCGAGGUGUGCGAAGGGCUGCUUCGGGAGCAGAGGGUUCAAGAACGGGCACUAGAGAUUGCGAGGGGUAAUUUGGAGUUUGUUUACAAGAUUGUGCUUCAGACUUAUGCAGACUUCAUGAGGUGUUACUCCCAGCAGCAUCGUGGGCACACGAGCCUGCUGGUUAAUUUCGGGAGGGAUAUGGAAAGGCUGAGGUCUGUGAAGCUUCAUCCCUCUUUGCAAACGGGUAACAGGAAGUGCCUGCUCGAUUUCGUGAAGGAGGAGAAUCUAAGGAAGGUUGUGGAGGACUGUGGGAGCUCGCAUAGGCAGUUUGAGAAUAAAGUUUCGGAAUUUAAGCAGGAGUUUGGAGAUUUGAAGCGGAAUGCGGAGAAUUUGUUUACGGCGAGCCAGGGCUCGUAUCUUGUCAAGGAAUUGGAUAUGGCACUGAAGGAGCAUCAACACAUUGUUAUUGAGCAGAAGAGUAUAAUGCAAGCUUUAAGCAAAGAUGCGAACAUUGUAAAGAAACUCAUGGACGAUUGUCUCUCGGGUGAGCACGAUCUGUCAUCUUCCUUGCGUCUUCACGAUGUCGUUUCUGCAUUGGGUCCCAUUUACGACAGCCAUGAGAAAAAUUACCUUCCGAAGAUGCAAUCGUGCGAUCUCCAGUCUGCUCGAUUUCUUCCGGGAUAA
Molecule: messenger RNA, 1065 nt
Organism: Striga hermonthica
Lineage: Eukaryota; Viridiplantae; Streptophyta; Magnoliopsida; Lamiales; Orobanchaceae
Source: the annotation of a GenBank genome assembly